Ochlerotatus camptorhynchus is the source of this 810-nucleotide messenger RNA. RefSeq lists its product as uncharacterized. Bases 1 to 810 code for a protein of 269 amino acids. The record is from RefSeq and is a predicted model, not a curated record. Lineage: Eukaryota; Metazoa; Arthropoda; Insecta; Diptera; Culicidae. The transcript has a single exon.
AUGCCUCUUCCACCACCGGAUUCGAAUGCUAUCCAGGAUGAUCAGCAAGCCAUAGCCGCCGCAAAGGCAGCAGCCGGAACAGGUCAUCCCGUUCCCAGAGAUAUUGCGAUGAAUUCCGGUGGAAUGGCCAGUACAGGUGGCUCUUCGGGAUUCAUGGCGACCUAUCCGGGACCUACUGGCGCCGACCUGAAACAAGCACGCAUGGCAGCUGGGAACAACAUGGCAAACGCAGGAGCCGGCAGUGGAUAUGGAACAGAUAUGGCAGCUAAUGCCGGUGGUGGUGGCGGAUACGGCUCAUCGGUGGGAUCAGGAAUGCCAGGUUCCGGUGGCUAUGGUGCAGGUAUGGCAAGUGGCGCCGGUGGUUACGGUGCAGGCAUGGGAGGUACUGGAGGACACGGCUCAGCAGGAAUGGCAGGUGCCGGUGGUUACGGAUCACUCAUGGGAGGUGCUGGAGGACACGGCUCAGCAGGUAUGGCCAGUGGCGGAGGACGUGGAAUGGUAGCUGGAGGUGGUGACGGGUCAGUCAUGACGGGUAAUGACCCGAAGGAAGCUCCAAUGUACUGCUACGCUCAGGGACCACUGCUGCCGGAUUCACUGCUGCCCAAACCGAGACGAGAAGUAUCGCAGGUUGAUGUGGGUAACAUAUCCUGCGAGGAGGUCGUCGGGUACCUAAUGGGACUUAAUCGAUUUUACGAUCGUAAGUGCUCCCGCAUGGGAGACAAGUGUCCGAACAAGUACAAGUAUGCGGUCAGUUGGUAUGGAAAGGUUGGCCAUCAGAUAAUGGCAAAGUGUGAUAUAGCAGCUCUAUAG